AUGAAGAACAUUUACUGGCUUAUUCUGAAACUUGUCAAUUUUACAACUCUUCGCUGCAUAUGGAUUUCUAUGGUACAGUGUACAGUUUUAAACAGCUGCCUGAAGUUGUGUGUAACUAACCUGGGCAGGCAGUUUGACAUUGGCAUACCCUAUAAUCUGAGUGAGCCGUGCAUCCAGGGAUGUCACUUUUGGAACACUGUAAAUCAAGAAAACUGUGCUUUGAAGUGUCGAGAGUCAUGUGAGAUUGGCUGCAGCAGUGCGGAAGGUGCAUAUGAAGAGGAAGUACUAGAAAAUGCAGACCUCCCCACUGCACCCUAUGUGUCUUCCAUUGGAAGCCAUAGUGUGGCAUUACGAUGGAAACCGGUCAACAUCUCUGGAGUAAAAUAUAUUGUGCAGUGGAAAUAUGCACAACUUCUGGGAAGCUGGACUUAUACUAAGACUGUGUCCAAGCUCUCGUAUGUGGUCAAGCCCUUGCACCCCUUCACUGAGUACAUUUUCCGAGUGGUUUGGAUCUUCACAGCUCAACUGCAGCUCUAUUCCCCUCCAAGUCCCAGUUACAGGACUCAUCCUUAUGGAGCUCCUGAAACUGCACCUGUCAUUAGGAAUAUUGAGAGCUCAAGUCCCGAUACUGUGGAAGUCAGCUGGGCUCCACCUCAAUUCCCAGGUGGACCUAUUUUGGGUUAUAACUUAAGGCUAAUCAGCAAAAAUCAAAAAUUAGAUUCAGGGACACAGGGAACCAGUUUCCAGUUUUACUGCACUCUACCAAAUACAACCUACAGGUUUUCUAUUGCAGCAGUAAAUGAAGUUGGUGAGGGUCCAGAAGCAGAAUCCAGCAUUACCACCUCAUCCCCAGCAGUUCAAGAAGCGGAACAGUGGCUCUUUUUAUCCAGAAAAUCUUCUCUAAGAAAGAGAUCUUUAAAACAUUUAGUAGAUGAAGCACAUUGCCUUCAGUCGGAUACUAUACACCAUAAUAUUACAGGAAUAUCAGCUGAUGUCCACCAGCAAGUUGUUUACUUCUCUGAAGGAACUCUCAUAUGGGUGAAGGAGGCUGCCAACAUGUCUGAUGUGUCUGACUUGAGGAUUUUUUACAGAGGUUCAGGAUUAAUUUCUUCCAUCUCUGUAGACUGGCUUUAUCAAAGACUGUAUUUCAUCAUGGAUGAACUGGUAUGUGUCUGUGAUUUAGAGAACUGCUCAAACAUUGAGGAAAUUACUCCAUCUUCUAUUAGUGCACCUAAAAAAAUUGUGGCAGAUGCAUACAAUGGGUAUGUCUUUUAUCUCCUGUGUGAUGGCAUUUAUAGAACAGACCUUCCUGUGCCAUCCAGUCGGGACACACACACAAUGCAUAUCGUGGAAAGUUACACAUUAAAGGACUUUGCAGUAAAGCCACAGGCCAAGAGAAUCAUUUACUUCAAUGACACCACCAAAGUCUUCAUGUCAACCUUUCUGGAUGGCUCCGCUUCCCAUCUCAUCCUACCUCAUGCCCUUUUUGCUGAUAUGAAGAGCUUUGCCUGGGAAAACAAUGACUUCCUUGUCACAGAUGGCAAGGCUGUUUUCCAACAGGAUACUUUGUCUUUUAAUGAGUUCAUCGUGGGAUGUGACCUGAGCCACAUAGAAGAAUUUGGGUUUGGUAACUUGGUCAUCUUCGGCUCAUCCACCCAGCUGCACCCUCUGCCAGGCCCCCCUCUGGAGCUCUCAGUGCUGUUUGGCUCUCACCAAGCCCUUGUGCAGUGGAAGCCUCCUGCCCUCGCCAUAGGAGCCAAUGUCAUCCUGGUCAGUGACAUUGUUGAAUUCUUCUAAUUAGGCCCUUCUGCCUGGCAGAACUGGACAUAUGAGGUGAAAGUAUCCACCCAAGACCUUCCUGAAAUUGCUCAUGUUUUCUCUAACAUACAUGGGACCACACUGAAUAUACCUGAACUGGAGAGUGCUACAAAAUACAAGGUUUCUGUGAGAGCAAGUUCUCCCAAGGGACCAGGCCCCUGGUCAGAGCCCAUGGUGGGUACUACCCUGGUGCCAGCUAUGGAACCACCAUUCAUCAUGGCUGUGAAAGAAGAUGGGCUUUGGAGUAAACCAUUAAAUAGCUUCGGCCCAGGAGAGUUCUUGUCUUCUGAUAUACGAAAUGUGUCAGACAUGGAUUGGUAUAACAACAGCCUCUACUACAGCAACAUGAAAGGUGAUGUUUAUGUGUGGCUGCUGAAUGGGAAGGAUAUUUCAGAGAAUUAUCACAUACCCCGCAUUGCAGGAGCAGGGACUUUAGCUUUUGAGUGGCUGGGCCACUUUCUCUACUGGGCUGGAAAGACAUAUGUGAUACAAAGGUUGUCUGUGUUGACAGGGCACACAGAUAUUGUGACUCAUGUAAAGCUGUUGGUGAAUGACAUGGUGGUGGAUUCAAUUGGUGGAUAUCUGUAUUGGACCACACUCUACUCAGUGGAAAGCACCAGGCUAAAUGGAGAAAGUUCCCUUAUACUACAGGCACUGCCUUUGCUUUCUGGGAAAAAGGUAGUUGCUCUAACCUUAGACCUCAGUGAUGGGCUCCUCUAUUGGUUGGUUCAAGAUAGUCAAUGUAUUCACCUGUACACAGCUGUUCUUCGGGGACAGAGUUUUGGGGAUACCACCAUCACAGAAUUUGCAGCCUGGAGUACUUCUGAAAUUUCCCAGAAUGCACUGAUGUACUAUAGUGGUCGACUAUUCUGGAUCAAUGGCUUUAGAAUUAUCACAACUCAGGAAAUAGGUCAGAGGACCAGUGUCUCUGUUUUGGAACCAGCCAAAUUUAACCAGUUCACAAUUAUUCAGACAUCCCUCAAGCCUCUUCCAGGAAACUUUUCCUUCACCCCUACAGUUAUUCCAAAUUCUGUUCAGGAGUCUUCAUUUAGGAUCAAAGGAAAUGCUUCAAGUUUCCAAAUCCUGUGGAAUGCUCCCCCUGCAGUAGACUGGGGUGUAGUUUUCUACAGUGUGGAAUUUAGUGCUCAUUCCAAGUUCUUGACUAGUGAACAACAGUCUUUACCCAUAUUUACUGUGGAAGGGCUGGAGGCCUAUACCUUGUUUAAUUUUUCUGUCACUCCUUAUACCUACUGGGGAAAAGGCCCCAAAACAUCUCUAUCACUUCGAGCACCUGAAACAGUUCCAUCAGCACCAGAGAACCCCAGGACAUUUAUAUUACCAAGUGGAAAAUACUAUAACAAGAAUGAAGUUGUGGUAGAAUUUAGGUGGAAUAAACCUAAGCAUGAAAAUGGUGUGUUAACAAGAUUUGAAAUUCUCUAUCAAAUGUCCAACCAAAGUGAUACAAACAAAACAUUCAAAGACUGGAUUGCUGUCAAUGUCACUCCCUCAGUGAUGUCAUUUCAACUUGAGGGCAUGAGUCCCGGGUGCUUUAUUGCCUUCCAGAUUCGGGCCUUUACAUUUAAAGGGCCAGGACCAUUUUCUGACAUAGUGAAGUCUACAACAUCAGAAAUCAACCCAUUUCCUUACCUCAUGAUUCUUCUUGGCAACAAGAUAGUUUUUUUAGAUAUGGAUCAAAAUGAAGUUGUGUGGACAUUUUCAGCAGAAGGAGAUAUCAGUGCCAUGGGUUACACAGCUGAUAAUGAGAUGGGGUAUUACAGUGAAGGAGGCUCCCUCUUUCUUCUGAACUUGCACAAUCGUUCCAGCUCUGAGCUUUUCCGAGAUGCAAAGUUUUCUGAAAUCACAGUUAUUACAAUUGACUGGAUUGCAAGGCACCUCUACUUUGCACUCAGAGUAUCACAAAAUGGAAUGCAAAUAUUUGAUGUUGAUCUUGAACACAAGGCAACAUAUCCCAGAAAACUGAAGAUUUGCAACAGGAAUUCAACAAUAAUUUCUUUUUCUGUAUAUCCUCUUUUAAGUCGCUUGUAUUGGACAGAAGUUUCCGAUUUUGGCUAUCAGAUGUUCUACUACAGUAUUACAAAUCACACCUUGCACCGCAUUCUGCAGCCCACAGCCACAAACCAACAAAAUGGAAGGAAUCAAUGUUCUUGUAAUGUGACUGAAUCCGAGUUAAGUGGAGUAAUGGCUAUCGAUACCUCUGACCUGAAGAAACCACUAAUCUACUUUGCCAAAGCACAAGAGAUUUGGGCAGUGGACUUGGAAGGUUGUCAGUGUUGGAGAGUUAUCAUGGUGCCUGCUAUGUUUGCAGGAAAAACACUUAUUAGCUUAACUGUGGAUGGGGAAUUUAUAUAUUGGAUCAUCACAGCAGAGGACAACACACAGAUUUAUCAAGCAAAGAAAAGAAAUGGGGAUGUGUUCUCCCAAUUAAAGGCCCGAAGGAGUAAGCAUAUCUUGGCUUACAGUUCAGUUAUGCAGCCUUUUCCAGAUAAAGCAUUUCUGUCUCUGGCUUCCGACAUUGCAGAACCAACCAUACUUAACGCCACUAACACUAGCCUCACCAUUAAAUUACCCCCGGCCAAGACAAACCUCACGUGGUAUGGCAUCACCAGACCUACUCCAACAUACCUGGUUUAUUUCACAGAAGUUAAUGACAGGAAAAACAGCAGAAUGCUGGUAAGAUUGGAGCUAGAAUUUCAGGACACUAUAGUCCUUAUUGAAGAUUUACAACCAUUUUCAACAUAUAUGAUACAGAUAGCUGUAAAAAAUUAUUAUUCAGAUCCUUUGGAACAUUUACCACUGGGAAAAGAGAUAUGGGGAAAAACUAGAAGUGGAG
This is a messenger RNA of Carlito syrichta (Philippine tarsier), 4669 nucleotides long. RefSeq names its product ROS proto-oncogene 1, receptor tyrosine kinase (gene ROS1). The annotation marks the transcript as partial. NCBI's taxonomy places the organism in Eukaryota, Metazoa, Chordata, Mammalia, Primates, Tarsiidae. Gene Ontology annotation, molecular function: protein binding. The transcript has 28 exons. The record is from RefSeq and is a predicted model, not a curated record.